AUGGUAGGUAAUGGUGUUACCCCAGUUGAGCAGAGACCUGAGAUACCUGUGCAUAACUCCUUUAAUGCACUACUUGAUAAUGCUGAGGAGACUACAGAAGUUGAAGUGGGGCAGCAGGCAAAUGAUGAAGAUGAUAAUGAAAAGGUGACAACUGAAUUACAGCUAGAAGAGGAAAUGGUGGACAAAGGGCAGGGGUUGACAGCCCCUAUGCCUAAUGAUAGUUGGUGUUUUACCCAUAAUAAUGCACACCAUGAGAAUGGUAGGAUAAUUAUUGGAUGGUGUCCAGGAGCCUUUCAUGUGAACAUCUUGACUAUGAGUAGUCAGUUCAUUCAUUGUGAGAUUAAACCUACUCAAGGUGGGAGGGGUUUUUUCUGUACAUUUAUGUAUGGGUUUAAUGAGUUAAAUAGUAGGGGUCCUCUGUGGGAUGGCAUCAAGGAGAUUGCAAAGAAGGUUGAUGGUGGUUGGGUGUUAAUGGGGGACUUCAAUGCCCUAUCUAAUGUAGAAGAUAGAAUAGGUAGCAUUGUAAGAGUGACUGAAAUCAGGCCAAUGCUGGAAUGCAUGAAUGAUUGUGAUCUUAGUAAUGUUAAGGCUUCUAGUAGACAUUUCACUUGGAGUAAUAAGCAAGAGGGUGCAACAAGGGUAUAUGAUGUGCCUGUGACAAAAAGACCCUUCAAGUUUUGCAACAUGUGGUGUCACUACACCACUAUGAUAGACGCUGUGAAGGAUGCUUGGGAUCAACCAGUGCAGGGGUGUCCUAUGUUUAUAGUGGUGGAGAAGCUGAAGAGGGUCAAAUGGGCUCUGAGGGCCUUAAAGAAGAAGGGUUUUGGAGAGGCUGAGGUUGAUCUUACAAAAGCUAUAGAAGAGCUUACAAAGGUGCAAGAUGAGUUACAUGAAAAUCCUAGAAGCAUAGAGUGUAUAACUCAUGAGAGAGUAACUAUGGAAAAGUGGGUGAACUCUCAUGAAAGGGUCUCAGCAGCAUUCCUGGAAUACCAAAAGACUCUCUAUAAUGGUAAAGAGCAGCAUCAAGUAGUAUUGAGUACCCUUUUGAGCAGAGGAAAGUGUAUUAAUGAGGAGCAUAGGAGCAUCAUUCAGAGUCCUGCUACCAAGGAGGAUGAGAUUGUUGGUGAUGAGGUGUCAGAGGCAAUUCUUGACUUUUUUAAAACAGGAAAAUUGUUAAAGGUAAUCAACAUCACUACCUUAACUCUAAUUCCUAAAGUUACUUGCCACAGUAGUGUUACUGAGUUCAGGCCUAUUGCCUGUUGCUCAGUUCUUUAUAAGUGUAUCACUAAGCUGAUUAGUGAGAAACUCAACAAAAUCUUGCCUAAUAUAGUGUCUUAUAGCCAAGGAGCUUUUGUUGCUGGCAGAAGUAUAUUACAUAAUGCCUUGUUAUGUCAAGAUUUGGUCAAAUUUUACAAUAGGAAAACUACUAGAGCUUGUUGUAUGAUGAAGCUUGACCUCAAGAAGGCCUAUGAUACUCUUAACUGGCAAUUCCUUCAGCAAAUAUUGGAAGGUGUGGGAUUCCCUAUUGCUUUUGUACAACAGAUUAUGACUUGUGUGACAACUCCCAAGUUUUCAAUUAUGGUGAAUGGAUCUCUUUCAGAAUUAUUUGGAGCUCAGAGGGGGUUGAGAUAA
Molecule: messenger RNA, 1632 nt
Organism: Beta vulgaris subsp. vulgaris (sugar beet)
Lineage: Eukaryota; Viridiplantae; Streptophyta; Magnoliopsida; Caryophyllales; Amaranthaceae
Exons: 5
Coding region: 1-1632 (543 amino acids)
Source: RefSeq, a predicted model, not a curated record